UUCUUUGCAGAUGUUUCCUCUUCAGACAAUAUCACUUUUGGAAUAAAGGGGAUAUUUAAUUUCUUUUGGGAAUGGAAGCCUUCAAGUGCAAAUUGCUCAUUAAAGUAUUUAAAAGAAAUGAUAUCAUUAAGAAAUGGAUACAAAGCAAAGGAGGAAGGUUUAUCACCACAUUGGGGAUUUGAGAUUUCAGGAUUCAAGACAUUUGAUAUGAAUGAUAAACUCUCUCUUCAUGUUAAAACUGAGUGCAAUAACCUGGCAAUAGAAACACUCAACAAAACUGUACAGCUGGCACCAGGUGAUGAACAAACAGCUGUAAUCAAUUUCCACUGCGUUUGGCAUUAUCAGGAACAUGUAAAGUGCACUUGGCAAUCUGGACCAAAUACUCCACCCAACACAACUUACCGCAUCUUUUACUGGAUGAAGGACACCUCAACAUCAAAAAGAAUGUAUACACUGGCAGAGUUAUGGGACUUAUUUGAAACUGGAAGGACCUGUGAG
Molecule: messenger RNA, 498 nt
Organism: Staurois parvus
Lineage: Eukaryota; Metazoa; Chordata; Amphibia; Anura; Ranidae
Source: the annotation of a GenBank genome assembly